AUGAAGCUGUAUUGCCUGUCCGGGCACCCAACCUUACCAUGCAAUGUGCUUAAAUUCAAAUCAACCACCAUUAUGCUGGACUGUGGACUGGACAUGACUUCCACCCUCAAUUUCCUUCCUUUGCCACUUGUUCAAAGUCCCAGGCUGUCUAAUCUUCCCGGCUGGUCCCUAAAGGAUGGAAACGUUUUCUUGGACAAGGAGCUGAAGGAGUGCUCGGGCCAUGUAUUUGUGGAUUCUGUGCCUGAAUUCUGCUUACCAGAGACGGAGCUAAUAGAUCUGUCUACGGUAGAUGUGAUCCUCAUCUCUAACUACCACUGCAUGAUGGCGCUGCCCUACAUCACCGAGCACACCGGCUUCACAGGCACGGUGUACGCCACCGAGCCCACCGUCCAGAUCGGCAGGCUUCUCAUGGAAGAGCUGGUGAAUUUCAUUGAAAGAGUGCCCAAGGCGCAGUCUGCCUCCGUGUGGAAGAACAAGGACGUUCAGCGGCUGCUGCCCUCUCCGCUCAAGGACGCCGUGGAAGUAUCCACCUGGAGAAGAUGCUACUCAAUGCAGGAGGUGAACUCCGCCCUGAGUAAAAUCCAGCUGGUGGGAUAUUCUCAGAAAAUUGAGCUGUUUGGUGCGGUCCAGGUGACCCCGCUCAGCUCCGGCUAUGCCCUCGGGAGCUCCAACUGGAUUAUUCAGUCCCAUUAUGAGAAGGUGUCUUACGUCUCGGGAUCCUCCUUGCUUACCACACACCCACAGCCCAUGGACCAGGCAUCUCUCAAAAACAGCGACGUUCUCGUCCUGACCGGCCUCACCCAGAUUCCCACCGCCAACCCGGACGGCAUGGUGGGAGAGUUCUUCAGCAACCUGGCGCUGACCGUCCGGAACGGAGGAAACGUGCUGGUCCCCUGCUACCCGUCGGGGGUGAUCUACGACCUGCUGGAGUGCCUGUACCAGUACAUCGACUCGGCCGGCCUCUCCAGCAUCCCCUUCUACUUCCUCUCCCCCGUGGCGAACAGCUCCCUCGAGUUCUCCCAGAUCUUCGCUGAGUGGCUUUGUCACAACAAGCAGGCGAAGGUGUACCUCCCAGAACCACCUUUUCCUCAUGCAGAGCUCAUUCAGACCAACAAGCUGAAGCACUACCCCAGCAUCCACGGCGACUUCAGCAACGACUUCAGGCAGCCGUGCGUGGUGUUCACUGGCCACCCCUCCCUCCGCUUCGGGGACGUGGUCCAUUUCAUGGAGCUCUGGGGCAAGUCCAGUCUCAACACGGUCAUCUUCACAGAACCCGACUUCUCGUACCUGGAGGCACUGGCUCCCUACCAGCCCUUGGCCAUGAAAUGCAUUUACUGUCCCAUUGAUACCCGGCUGAAUUUCAUCCAAGUGUCCAAGCUGCUCAAAGAAGUGCAGCCCCUGCACGUGGUCUGCCCGGAGCAGUACACGCAGCCGCCCCCCACGCAAGCCCACAGGAUGGACCUGAUGAUCGACUGCCAGCCGCCGCCCAUGUCCUACCGGCGGGCCGAGGUCCUCGCCCUGCCCUUCAAGCGGCGCUACGAGAAGAUCGAGAUCAUGCCGGAGCUCGCAGAUUCGCUGGUGCCCAUGGAGAUUAAGCCUGGCAUCUCCUUGGCAACCGUUUCGGCCGUGCUGCACACUAAAGACAACAAGCAUGUUCUUCAGCCCCCACCCAGGCCGGCCCCGCCCGCGGGUGGGAAGAAGAGGAAGCGGGUGAACGAUGACAUCCCAGACUGCAAGGUUCUGAAGCCCUUGCUGAGCGGGUCCAUCCCCGUGGAGCAGUUUGUGCAGACGCUGGAGAAGCAUGGCUUCAGUGACAUCAAGGUGGAAGACACAAGCAAGGGCCACAUCGUCCUGCUCCAGGAAGCGGAGACCCUCAUCCAGAUAGAGGAAGACUCAACCCACAUCAUCUGUGACAAUGACGAGAUGCUCAGGGUACGACUGCGGGACCUUGUCCUCAAAUUCCUCCAGAAGUUCUGA
Messenger RNA from Pipistrellus nathusii (Nathusius's pipistrelle), 1977 nucleotides. NCBI's taxonomy places the organism in Eukaryota, Metazoa, Chordata, Mammalia, Chiroptera, Vespertilionidae. The record is from the annotation of a GenBank genome assembly.